This is a messenger RNA of Dunckerocampus dactyliophorus (ringed pipefish), 2288 nucleotides long. Its product is annotated as voltage-dependent calcium channel gamma-1 subunit-like. The transcript is spliced from 4 exons. The record is from RefSeq and is a predicted model, not a curated record. The coding region runs from base 292 to 984 and encodes 230 amino acids. Gene Ontology annotation, biological process: calcium ion transmembrane transport; regulation of calcium ion transmembrane transport via high voltage-gated calcium channel. NCBI's taxonomy places the organism in Eukaryota, Metazoa, Chordata, Actinopteri, Syngnathiformes, Syngnathidae. Gene Ontology annotation, molecular function: calcium channel regulator activity; voltage-gated calcium channel activity. Gene Ontology annotation, cellular component: membrane; L-type voltage-gated calcium channel complex.
GCACACAGUUGGUUUGGUCAUCAGCUUUCCUGAUCUACCUCAACAGCUGUGCCUCUAAACUUGCAGCCCCCCACAGUUGGAGAGCGGAUCGGAGGAAAAGAAAAAGCAUUUGCGAGUAGAACAGAGCAGUGUGACUUCACUUGGAAGCACAGGCACAGACUCAAAGCUCAGAGAGAGACAACCGAGAAGUUUGCUGCGUCUUAAGAGGGAAAGAGUCGCCUUGAACGUUCAUCCCUCUGCUAAAUAUUCAUUUUUACUUGACGCAAGAGUAAACACUGAGAAACAGGAAGAAUGCACAAGCGCACCAAGAUAAAUAUUGCCAUUUUUGUGCUGCUGGUGGGAAUGGCCUGCAUGUUCACCGCAGUGGUGACGGACUACUGGGCUGUGCUCAGCCCUCAGGUGAAGAAGGUCAAUGCAACCUGUGAAGCGGCUCACUUUGGCCUGUGGAGGCUGUGCAAGAAGCACAUCUACAUCAGCGCUGAGAACUACCAGGAGAAACAUGGAUGCGGACCCAUCAGCCUGCCAGGAGAUGAAAACUGCACUUACUUCGGCCACUUCACUCCAGGACAGGACACUGAGAUAUUUGAACACAAGACACAGAAAGAGUACAACAUCUCCGCUGCAGCAAUCUCCAUCUUCAGUUUGGCCUUCAUGAUCUUGGGAUGCCUGUGUUUGAUUGGCUCGUGCACUGGCAAAGGCAAAGGAAGACAAUACCUACUCAAACCUUCUGGAAUGUUCUUUGCAUUCUCAGGUCUGUGUUCAUUCAUCUCACUGGAGGUGAUGCGUCAGUCCGUCAAACGCAUGAUCGAGAGCGAGGACACCAUCUGGAUGCAGUACUACUACAGCUGGUCCUUUGCUUGUGCCUGCGUCGGUUUCAUCCUUCUCUUUCUCACCGGCAUCGCCCUCCUCAUCCUCUCCAUGCCACAAAUGCCCAGGAACCCAUGGGAGACUUGCAUGGAUGCCGAGCCAGAGCAAGUAGAGUGAAAAGCGGAAGGAUUCAGUAUGAAGAGCUGUCCAAAGAGAGGGAGGGUGGCUUGGAAGGACCAUGGCCAUGAUGGGAAAUUUACCUCUCAACCAUUAAAAAACUUGAACGUAGGUCUUUUGUAUACAUUUCUAAAAUAUUUACAAUGAAUAAAAAGUAAGAUCUCAUCUAUUAAACCUGUUGAUGAUUGAGAUGAUGAGUCCCUCGUUCAGAAAGAGAAAGGCUGGAGUUGUACACGCACUGGGUACGAUAUUAGGUACACCUGCACAUAUAUAAUUAUAUAAUAUUAUAUAAUAAUAUUAUAUAAUAAUAAUAUAUAAUUACAUAUAGAUGUGAGAUAAAAAUACAAAGUCUAGUUUGGAAUAUACUCUUUGUUCAGGAUGCAGUACAGUUUGACACAAUCAUAAACAUAUUGUUACUGUUUCUACAAAUAAAGUUGAGCCAAUCACAACUGAGUACAAUUAAAAAGACAGUACUUUUUUUUAUUCAGCUUUUGUAUUGGAUCAUCUUAUAUGUAUAGGCCUACCUAAUGAAAUAUCCAGCGUGUGAAUGUGGUCACAUUAGUUUAGUUUUCUCUUAUCCCCCAACGACUCAUAUGAGAUGAGAUUAUGAUGAUGAAUGUGACCGCGGUCUCGUUUGAUGACAGUUACGCCAUUUUUGUGCAUGCGGUCUGCUGCCUUAUGUAUGAUAUCUUGUACAUAUUUUAGUAUACCUCUUUUCAUUUUCGUUUUCGCAGGAUUACUCAAGCAAACACUCAACCGCACAAAAAUCAAUUAUAUUACAGAAACCAAGAUAAAAAUGGGCUCAAUUACUAAGUUUUAGAAGAGUCACGUUUACUUAACAAUGACAAAUCGAAUUGUGGGGUAAAUGAAUAUAAAGACACAAAGCUGCUUUGUGUUGCAAGCCUAAUGCUAAACAAUGAAUUUCCACACAGUGUUCAUACAUAUUUUCAAUCUUCAUGCUGUGUUAAGCUAUAGCUGUGUUUAAUUGCAAUCUGUGGUGCAUAUUGUAGCUGUCCUUUCAUUUUGUGACUUUUUUUCCUUUUUAUCCCCCCCAAAAACAUUGUUUUCUCUGAUAAAAAGAAACCCACGUUGAUACUAUACAGUAUAUGUUUUAAAAGUUUACAGAUACAUUCUACUCAAUGGAAAGUGACUAUAUGUGAGAGCAGCAACAGAUACAAUGAUUGGCUGUUUUUUUGUUAUAUACUUUUUAGGUGGCUUUGUCUGGAUUUAAUUGUUUUGUAUUGUUCUUCGAUUAAAGCAUGUGAUUUGAUUUUAGAAUGCUCUAUAUCCUAUGUGUGUAACUU